AUGGCAGUCUCUGCAAUUGGAUUUGAAGGGUAUGAAAAGAGGCUAGAAAUCGCCUUCUUUGAGCCGGGUAUCUUUGUUGACCCGGAAGGGAAGGGUCUCCGAUCUCUGUCAAAGGCUCAGUUGGAUCAGAUUCUUGGACCGGCUCAGUGCACCAUUGUCGACUCACUUGCAAAUGCUGAUGUGGACUCCUAUGUCCUCUCCGAGUCCAGCCUAUUUGUGUUCGCGUACAAGAUCGUCAUCAAAACUUGUGGGACAACAAAGCUGCUUCUAUCUAUACCACCUAUCCUGAAAUUGGCUGAAACCCUUUCUCUUAAGGUGAAGUCAGUGAGCAAGGCCUAUAUCAUGGGUGGAUGGGAUAGCCAGCAGCAGUGGCAUGUUUACUCUGCUAAUGCAGAUGCUGCUGUGGUUGAUGAACCAAUUUACACCGUGGAGAUGUGCAUGACUGGUCUUGACAGAGAAAAGGCUGCAGUGUUCUUCAAAACCCGGUCUCCUACUGGGGCUGUGAUGACUGUCGAUUCUGGGAUAAGGAAGAUCCUACCAAACUCUGAAAUAUGUGAUUUUGAUUUUGACCCUUGUGGCUAUUCCAUGAAUGCUAUCGAAGGCGGUGCUGUUUCCACCAUUCACGUGACCCCAGAAGACGGAUUCAGCUAUGCAAGCUUUGAAAUGGUGGGAUACAACCUGAAAGAAGUGGGUCUGAAGCAGGUGGUGGAUAGGGUGCUGGCUUGCUUCAAGCCAAGCGAGUUCUCCGUAGCUGUGCAUGCUACAAAUGUGGCUGGGACGAAACUGGAGAAGGAAUGUGCCCUGGAUGUGAAGGGAUACUGUCGCGGAGAGAGGAGCCAUGAGGAGCUCGGAAUUGGAGGUUCUGUUGUCUAUCAGAAGUUUGAUGCUGCUUCUUCUGAGGAUACUGGGUCUCCUAGAUCAACUCUGAAGUGCUGCUUUGAAGAGGAAGACGAGGAAGUUUGA
Molecule: messenger RNA, 963 nt
Organism: Linum tenue
Lineage: Eukaryota; Viridiplantae; Streptophyta; Magnoliopsida; Malpighiales; Linaceae
Source: the annotation of a GenBank genome assembly